Racocetra persica is the source of this 1232-nucleotide messenger RNA. The record is from the annotation of a GenBank genome assembly. NCBI's taxonomy places the organism in Eukaryota, Fungi, Glomeromycota, Glomeromycetes, Diversisporales, Gigasporaceae.
GGGAUUAUUCAAAUGAUGACCAAUUUGUGGGGAAGAAACGACUAUUAGAUGUCGCCAGGCUAGGAAGCCCUGCUUUUUGGCAUGAACAUACACAAAUGACAGCAAAGAGUUUGUCGUUAACUGAAGAAUAUAUUAGCUCUUGGUAUACACCAUCAACCGCCCUACUAUUUCUCGCUCUCUUAAGUAUUAUCGAUCGAGAUAUUGCUUUUUUCCGUCUUACAAUGCCUCACGCCACAGAGACAUUGAACUCAUUGACUGGUGGUGCCUCUAUCUUGUCGUCAUUGCCUAUUCCGAUUCCAAACAGUACGAUCUCGAACAGUCUGUACGGUCGUAGUAUUUCCACUAUAGUUGCCGAACCGUCUGUAUCUUCCCAUAACUCUUACUCGGAUUACCUACAUAAUUCUGUAACAGCCUUGGCUGAUGAUAAUUCGAGUACCUUGCAUGAUCAAGACUUAUAUGUUGGAUACUCUACGGACGGUGCCAGUUUUACUUCUCUUCCGUCCGAUUCUCAUUUGAAAGUCCUCGAAAUUAGUCAUUGUCGUGAUAAUAUGUGCUGUAACAUGGAUCAUGGCAAUUUACACGAUCUUUUACAGCAUAUUGAUACUUUUCACCCGAGAUUAAAAGUGGUAGAUGGUGUCAUAUUUCCGUUUGACACCAGUACCGUGUAUACUCAAUUAGACAACGGUUUCCAUACUUUUAAUACUGCCCCUCUUGGUUUUGUGCACCAUUCUAUGGCCAAUUCUUCUCCUCAUAGUCCCAUUGCCGAAUCAAAGCCUAUUCUUAACUCUGAUGAUAUCAAUUUCCAUACUUAUAUAGAUGAUGCUCCUUCAUCUGUUAUGAGUAAACAAAAGUGGUGCUCUCAAAAUCUCGGUCAAGGAAACGUUUCACAAGAUGAUAAAUCUUGUGAUUCCGACGCUGAACUCCGUCUUCCUUAUCAGUACUCUGUGCUGUACGAAAAUAAACACACGCUAAAUCCUUCAAGUCUUAGUAUUAAUGAGACAACAUAUAUUCGUGAUCAAGCUCCUUCAAAUUCUUCUUCAAUCUCUACAAGCUAUGAUUCUCCCCCACAUGCUUUUCAAAUGAAUGCUGAUCAAGAUCAAUUAUUAUCUGCUGUUCAAUCUCCAUUAAUGUCUUAUCCUACAACUCCUAUUUCUGAUUCAAGGGAAUUUUCUUCUUUCAUUUUGGACAAUCAGUCUUCAAUUUUAACUUCCUCCCCACCAUCAUCUACGACU